Nelumbo nucifera (sacred lotus) is the source of this 885-nucleotide messenger RNA. NCBI's taxonomy places the organism in Eukaryota, Viridiplantae, Streptophyta, Magnoliopsida, Proteales, Nelumbonaceae. The record is from RefSeq and is a predicted model, not a curated record.
AUGAAGAACUUUUUAGCUCUAGCCGCAAGGGUCUCAAUUAGGAUAGGUAAUGGUAACAGGACCAAAUUCUGGAAGGACCCUUGGUGCUCAGAUGAACCUCUUGUUGAGUCCUUCCCCCUCCUCUUCCAAUGUGCUUCAGAUCAUGAGGCCUUAGUUGGAGAGUGCUAUAGUAUUUCUGGUGAUUCGGUUCUUUGGACUCCCUCAUUUCAAAUGAAUCUUUUUGACUGGGAGGUGGAAAAGGUUUUGAAUCUGUUGACUUGUCUUCAAAACCAAGAGUUGGAUUACAGUUUGAAGGAUAAGUGGCAUUGGAAGUGGAACUCUGAUGGGGUGUUCUCUGUUAAAUCUUUGGUUGCUAAUCUCAGUAGGAGGGGUGUUCCUGAUUUCCCAGAUCGGCAAGUGUGGAAUCCCAACAGCCCAACAAAAGCCAACUUCCUAGUUUGGACUAUGGCUCUUAAUAAAUGUCUUUCUAAGGAGAACCUAGUGAGAAGGGGAAUUCAGGUUUCAGACUUGUCUUGUAGUCUAUGUGGGAGCAGUGCUGAAUCUACUGAUCAUUUGUGUAUCCAUUGUCCAUACUCUACUCAAUUGUGGAACCAUUUCCUCAACUCCUUGAAGGUAUGUUGGGUGAUGCCGAGGUCGGUAAAAGAGCUAUUGUGUUGUUGGCAGCUUAUGGGUUUGAGCAAGAAGAAGAAGGCUGUCUGGAAGAUGGUGCCAAUUGUUGUAGUUUGGUCCAUCUGGACCGAGAGGAAUACAAGGAUUUUCAGUAACAAGAUUCUAAGUCCAGAAGAGUUAAUUCAGAAAUCAGUGGGCAAGUUGAUUUCUUGGGUGUCUGUGGAUGCGGAUUUUAGAAACUAUAAUGUGUCAAAUGUAUUUCUUUCUAGCUCUUGA